AUGUCUUCAAACGUUGAAAAAACUAGAGAAGAAAUUCUUGCCGAGAGACAAGAGAAAAAGAAAAAAAAAGCAGCAUUGAAAAAUCAAUCAAAAGAUAAAAGUAACAAUGCAACAAGUGAUACUGCUGUUAGCAAUAGUACUUUAGCGAAUAAUAAAUCUAAAUCAGGUGCCAGUAAAAGUCAAAAAGUUAACAGUCAAAAUAAAGAUAAAACAAAUUCAAAUAAACCCUCACAAUCUUCUUCGCUUACAAAUGCUAGCAAUUCAAAUGUAAAUACUACAAAUAAAGUUAACGAAAAUGCAGUUACAAUAGAGAAAAGUAUUGAACAAGUUGAAAAAAAAGUCAAUCAUAGUGUUUCUAAAAAUGAUGAUGCUGAUUCUAAAAAAUUACCCGUAAAAGAUAGCACAAAUGCAACUAAAACAGAAGAAAAAUCUAAAGCUCAGUUGAAAGCUGAAAGAAGAGCUAAACAAGAAGCUGACAGGGCUAGAAAAUUACAAAAAUCUGUUAAAGAAGUUGAUGAGAAAAGGAAAGUUGUUUCCGAAUCGAAACCUGUUAGUAAACCUGUAAAAAUUUUGAAAACACCUUUUCCUACUGCUCAAGUUAUACACAAAGUUAAAUUAUUUACUCAUUUGCAUGAUUUUUUGCCUGAAUCGGAUGUGGUCGAUGGUCCGGAAAGUAUUCAUCCCAGUAUAAUACAACUCAGAACUCAAUAUGCUUCAAGAGUGGUCUCUGGGGCUAAUGCAUCUUGUCUGGCAUUACUAAAUGCUUUGAAAAAAGUUGUGAUGGAUUUUGAAGCGCCAUCAAAUCAAGAUUUUUCCAGAGGAUUAGAAAGUGAAAUUUCAAAAUGUAUGUCUUAUUUAAGUAGGUAUAGACCAGUGGCUGUGUCAAUGGUGAAUGCGGUAAAGCAUUUGAAAUUUAAAAUUACUCAAAGUAAGGGAACAGAGCUUGAAUAUAAAAACGGUAUAAAUGAAUGGAUAGAUACAUAUAUCAGAGAGCAACUCGAAAUGGCAGCUAAAGCAAUAUGUUUAUUCGUCAGAGAAAAAAUCACAUGCGGAGAUGUUAUUUUAACAUAUGGAUGGUCUUCGUUGAUUCAUCAAAUUUUAAUAUCUGCUUACAAUGACGGAAUUAAAUUUCAAGUAAUCGUUGCCGAUGGAAGACCUUGGUUGGAAGGGAAAGAAUUAUUGAAAAAAUUAGUCGCUGCAGGAAUUAAAUGCACAUAUGUUUUUGUCAACGGAUUGAGUUAUGUUAUGCCGGAAGUUACAAAAAUUUUGCUCGGAGCUCAUGCAUUGUUAGCAAAUGGUUAUGUCAUGUCUAGAGUCGGCUCAUCUCAAGUAGCUUUACUAGCUAAAACAUACAAUGUUCCAGUUUUAGUUUGUUGCGAAACUCAUAAAUUUAGUGAAAAAGUUCAAACAGACUCAUUUGUUUAUAACGAAUUAGGAAAUCCAGAUGACUUGGCAUCGAAUAAAGGAUGCAUUUCCAAGGAACUUUUUAAAUGGAAAUCAAUUCCAUAUGUAACUCCGUUAAAUCUCAUGUAUGAUGUCACACCUCCCGAUUUGGUGUCGGCUGUAGUAACCGAAAUAGCUGUUUUGCCUUGCACAAGUGUACCAGUCAUUCUAAGAAUCAAACCUCCUGAUGCUUUUUAA
Messenger RNA from Pediculus humanus corporis (human body louse), 1641 nucleotides. Its product is annotated as translation initiation factor eIF-2B subunit delta, putative. The record is from RefSeq and is a predicted model, not a curated record. Lineage: Eukaryota; Metazoa; Arthropoda; Insecta; Psocodea; Pediculidae. The coding region runs from base 1 to 1641 and encodes 546 amino acids. The transcript has 6 exons.